Molecule: messenger RNA, 5178 nt
Organism: Acanthoscelides obtectus
Lineage: Eukaryota; Metazoa; Arthropoda; Insecta; Coleoptera; Chrysomelidae
Source: the annotation of a GenBank genome assembly
UGGCAUUUCGACCUCACGUGAACACAACUGCACUGUCAGAGCAGGGAGAAAAAUACUGACCGGUGUGAAUUGAAAACACUGUGAGCUCAGUUUAGCGAGAAUCACUGGCAGGUCACGGCACUGUCACGUCACGGCUGAGUGUGAAUGUGUGAAUAGACCUUAAGCGUAUUUGUUUCGUGUAACAUAACCUAAAAAAAUUAAUACUUGUGGGUAAAUAAUAAAAUCCUUAAAAUCGAAAAGAUUUUCUAGUUGCCUCAAAUAAAUCUAAGCGACUGAGAUAUUUAAUUCUACAGUAUGGUCGUAUUUACUUGUAACCAUUGUGGAGACAGCUUGAAAAAGCCAUCUGUGGAGAAACACUAUCAGUUCACGUGUAGAACUACAAAGUCUUUAACGUGUGUUGACUGUUUAAAAGAUUUUAUUGGCGAAGAGUAUGCGACGCACACUAGGUGCUUAACAGAAGAGGAGCGAUAUGCGGCUAAAGGCUCGAUGGUAAAUGUGGUUCAUAAAGGGGAAAUUAAGCAAGAAUCAUGGCUGGAAAUGAUCAAAUCUAUACUAGAUAAGCAACCCAAUGUAAAACCAUCACACAGAAACCUGUUAAAUAAGAUUUCUAAUUACAACAAUGUUCCAAGGAAAAAAGUCAAAUUUAUGAAUUUUAUAAUGAGCUCAUCUGGUGGCAGGGCAAAUAGGAAAGAAGUGGAGGAAGUCUGGGAUAUCAUUGAAACAUACAAAAAUAGUCAAAAGGGUAAUGGAAAUACUCAAACAACACAAAAGAAUGAAGCUUCAAUAAAAGAAAUGAAAGUAGAAAAUGUUAAAAGGAAAGCAUUAGAUACGGAUUCCGACAUUCCUAAUAAGAAAAAUAAGCUUGAUGAUGGACUAACUAUUGAAGAAACAGACACUGUAAAAUUUAGUUUUCAAGAAAAAAUAGUAUCCAUUCUCAAUGCAAAAGGCUGCAUCUCUUUAAAAAAGCUCCAAAAGAAGGUACUAAAUGCAUACCUAAAGCAUUCAGGGGAGAACAAAGUAACACCGAAAAUGAUCAAAAAGUUCAAUAAGAAGCUGAGUAAAGUUCAAAAUAUAGAACUAACAGAUGAGAAUGUCACAUUAUUAGAGAAUAAGGAAUGUUGAGAAAAAUCAUAUGCAUUAUGAUUUUGUAAGAUGUAGGGGAGUUUGGGGCAAAGUGGCUACCUUAACUUCAAAAUACCAAAAAUACUUUAUAGAAAAUUAGAAUGAGACGCACAACUAUGCCAAUCACUUUAUUCGUGAAAGAACUUUAUUAUUUUAAAUGGUCUGUUGAUUCUAAACAAGUGCUAGGAAAAAAAAUAGAAAAAAUAGGUCGCUAUAAAUUAUCCACUUUACCCCAAGUAUGGGGUAAAGUGGAUAUGUGUAUAGGGGUAAAGUGGACACUAUCUAAAAAGUAAAUAAGACUUCGAUGAAUAGAAUUUUUAUUAACACUUUCAGGGUGAAAAACUAAACUACAUAGAAUAAAGUACCAAUCAUCCAAAAAAUGACACAAACAUAGUUUCUUGAAAGUAAAAAAAGUUCAUAGCAGAAAAAUGAACAAAAUUAUAAUCUAGUGAAUUUCGUUAUAUGAAAAAGGUUUUGGUAACGUCCAUAAUAUUGAAGAAGUACUAAAACUAAACAGAACUAUUCAGUCGAGACGUAUUAUCUUCUGCUUUAAAAGACCCGUAUUUUGCCAUACCUUAGAAACUGAACUCUAAUUUUUCCCAAAAUUGCUUCUUUUUCUUCGCUUUAGAUAUUUGGGUUUUAUUUGCUGCUUUUCUAAGUUCUUCAUAAUUAGGGCUUGAAGUCAGCACCGUAGUUUUUCCUUUUCUCAUUUUUCGUUUUGGAGCUGUUGCUUCGCCUGCGUUUGGUAAUGCCAAUAUAUCUUUAGGUGAAUAGUAAAUAUUACUUUCACUAAGAAUAGGGGCUGUAGGCUCUGCGUUUCUAACAGGAGAUGGUGUUCUAGCGCUAGAGGGACCUGGUUGUGGAGAGUUAUUCAUUUGUUGGUUAUUCGGUUGUUGUAGGGGUUGCGGAGUUAUUGGGCGGUCUUCAUUGAGAGCUCUAUCUGUGGCAUCUGCCGUUUUAAAUGCAUCUUCUGGAAAUACAUCAGGGUUCAAGGGAUAAAUCCCCGUCGCUUUGAAACCAUUGAUAGCAUUUUGUGUUGUUGCGGCGCGUUGAAAAGCAUUUCCAAAAAGCUCUCCGACUUGAUACAAAGUUAUUACCUUUCCAGGGUUAUUAAUCAGCCAUUUUUUCGGUUCUUGUUGGUAGUAUGAAUUUAGUGGAAACAUGAAGGCUACAUCCAAGGGUUGUAGAUGGUGAGAUGUGUGUGGUGGUAUCGCAAUAAUGUGCACGUGAUUUGCCCUUGCUUUCUCAACCAACGUUAGAUUCUUUGUGUGGGUGGCGUGCCCGUCUAAGACUAGUAAAACAGGAUCAGUCUCGGUAGGUUUGGAAUAGUUUAGAAAGUGUUCAAACCAAGCCUCUGAAAUUAUUUCACUUUGCAUCCACCCUGAUGGAUGAUAUUCCACGAUUGAUUCUGGAGGAAGUCCUUGCUAGAGUGGUGAACAUUUUCUAUCUCUUGGAAAGAUCAGGAGGGGAGUGAUGUAAAAUCCAGUGGCGUUGAAACAAAUUCCGGCAGUUGUUACGAGUGCCUCUUUCAGCGAAAGAAAGACUGCCCACUUGUUUUUUUCCUUUCAUGGAGAAUAUUCUUGAGGGCCUAUUUGGUAGCGUAGAGAUACCCGUCUCGUCGCAGUUGAAAAUUCUACUGGCUGGGAAUUUGUAUUUUUAGAGCAUUUCUCCCAAUAGAGUAAAAAAUGAAUUAACGUUGUAUUUAUUAAAUGACGAAGCCCUAGCUGCCGAGGUGUAUUCUGGAAGCCUCAAAGAAAUAUAUUGGUUUCUUUUCAGAAAUCCAUAGAUCCAAUCUCGCCCUGCAAGUCCUUUAGCUGCGUUAAAGAUGUGUGCAAUAUGGUUUUUUCCGCAAAUUGGAAGGCAAAGUGCCUUAACUCCCUCGUGCCAAGACCAAAAAGCCUAAGUAUCCCGUAUCUAACGUCUUGUAUUGCUGCUGCCAUACUUUCCUCUGACCAAGAGUGCUGCUGGCUUUUCCGUUUAUAGUUACGCACCAUUGCGCCAAUUCUGUAAAAAAUUUUGAUUAUUCUUCUACUUUACUUACCUCUGAGCUUUACAAAACCCGUAGCUAAAUCAAGAAUUUCUCUACUUUUAUUCCCUACAUCAAAUUCGUACAAUGAUUUCAUGCUAUGGGGUAAAGUGGCUACCGUGACCACUUUACCCCAACAUACACCGAACAAUUUAUAAAUAAUAAAAAAUAUUAUCUUUAUUUUUUAUUCCAUUGCUCGUACAGACAGGCUACUAAAUACGAAAUCUUAUUAAAACAAAUCAUGUCAUCUUUAAUCGAUGCCUCUAAUUUACUUAUCUCUGAAUAUUAUAAACACGUGGCUCUAAAUUUUUCACUCACUAUAUAAAACCGCGUGCGUGCUUGAGAGCAGUUCCAACUCGACUGAUUGAUUGUACAUCCAGAGAGGAAGGGCUGUACAUAGGAGCACUCAUAGAUGUCAGUAGCAUGUAGGAAAUUUUGAUGUAAGCCACUUUGCCCCAAACUCCCCUAUAAGUGUACUUUCUGUUAAUGUCUCCAAAUAAAGGUUUUGAAAUAACUUUUUAUUUCGGGUGUUACUAAGUUUGCUGUGAAAAUACAAUACAAAAUACAAGCAUAACCAUAAAAGCAUAUUCAAUAGAACCAUGAGGCUCUUAUCUUCUCUGUAAGAUUAUGUCUUUUAGCAUUUGCCAAAUACGCAUUAGUAGUUUGAAAGUGUAGAAAGCAUAUUCGUGCCAUAUCUAUUCACGUUACGAUGUGUGCUAUUUUACAUCAAAUAUACUAUCACCAUUCUCACUGACAGAUUCCUGAUGCUGGCAGCAUAGUCUGUCAAAAGCUUGAAUAUUGUAAGUCGAAAGGGCACACUUAGCAUCAUUUGUCAAUAAAGAAAAGUCUUCCAUUUAUAUAUAUAUACACAUAGUUUUCUGCAUUGCAUUCCAGCAGAGCUUCAAGGUACAAAUUGAAGACCUCAAGGUGCGUAAAACCUGGGGAGGAUCAAAUCACUAAUAAGGCUCUGAAGCUGCGCCGCGUAAGUCCACGACUUAUCUCGUGGCAAUAAUCAAUGUCGUGCUAAGGACCCAGUUCUUCCCAUCGGUGUGAAAGACUGCGGAGGUUAUAAUGAUUUCAAAGAAGGUGGCUGUCAGCUCCAUCUAAGCUUGCUAAAAAGAUGAUUCUAGGUCGAAACUUGAAAAAACUGAACUGAAAGCUAAUCCCAAAGGGCUUUCCAUUUUAGCUCCUAAAACUUUUGAAAUCCUUGAAGGUAGGAAAUUUUGGAUAAAAAUUAAUGAUGACUUGACAGAAUGGCGCAUCAGAGCCGGUGAUCCCCAAGGCUCGAUUCUCGGACCAAUCCUGUAUUCACCUUUCACUCAUUACGUCCAUUGCCAUUUGCCCAUUGAAUUCUAUCUAUAUGCUGAUGACACUGCAUUGGUGGCCCAGUCAAGUUUGGAGAAUCAGGUUCACCAAAGGUUACAAAGUGCGGUGGAUAAGGUAUAAUUAUAAUAUAUAACGUGCCGGCGCUCAGUCUGAAGUUCCAGUGAAUGAAAGUAAGUGUAUAAUGGGAACAUUCUGUCAAGUAUUAGGUUUCGGCAACUCUGUACCCUAUGCUAUGUAGAACCUCAAAAUUAAGUUCGAUCGGCAAAGUUCGGCUAAACAAGGAGCAGCAAUCACUUAUGCAUGUGCAGCAUAUUGUUUCCUCGCCAAAACACAUAUUCGUAGUCAGCAGAACAGAACCUUUCAUACUGCCACUAACGUUCCAAGGUGUCUCGGACGAGGCGCAGAUACGCUAUAGUCAAGCAGACCCUGGUAUCUGGGCAACCAAACCUGUCAGACCUACAAUGCUUUAACCAAGUGCAAAGGUCCCAUGGACAUAGGUCACUCGAUUGCGCACCCUCUUAUUUGAUAGUGUGGAAUAGUUUUGAAGAUGGAGGAAUUGGGAAACAAUAGGCUUUCAUGGUUAAUUGAUGCAAAAAAAAACAAUGAGUUAAAUUCAUUUAUAUUUGUUAAGAAAUUGCUUUACAAUACAUUUUCAGGCAGCAGUGGUGGCUGCAGUAGUAGACUCUUCGGUCUCCUGAUCAGUC